AUGGACAGCCGUGAGGUGAAAAUAUCUUUGGAGGAUUCCCCCAGCUCCGAGGGAAGCUUUGCAAGUACCACUAGUGGACCAUGCUGUGACUUAGGAAGUGAUUUGGAAGUGGAGAUACAUGGAGAAGAGGAGGAUAAGCCAGUGGAGAACAUGGCACUGAAAAGCCCCAGUGAUUUGCAGAAAUCCAAGAAUGCAAAGAAGAAAUGUUCCAGCCAACUUUCAGGAGGAAAUAGUUAUGCCACAAACAAAAAUGUGGCUGAAGGUCUUAUGGAUAUAGCUUUACUCUCCGCCAAUGCAAAUCAGUUAAGAUUUUUGAUAACCUACAACGACAAGGCCUCUACUUACAUAUACAGCAUGAUUAUGGUGAUACUUUCUCUGGUGCUACAGCUUCUAGUUGGAAUAAUGCUGAUAUUUAAGAGACGCCUGAAGAGAACCCAGAGCCAAAGCUACGAGAGAAUGAAUGAUCUUCUUGUGAUGGGAGUUUUCAUGAUCACAGUUGUAAACAUAAUGCUGGCCGCCUUCACCACGACCGAUGGCAAUGCCCAUUGA
This is a messenger RNA of Drosophila kikkawai, 549 nucleotides long. It is a transcript of the gene NijB, whose product is annotated as Ninjurin B. Gene Ontology annotation, biological process: tissue regeneration; cell adhesion. The record is from RefSeq and is a predicted model, not a curated record. Lineage: Eukaryota; Metazoa; Arthropoda; Insecta; Diptera; Drosophilidae. Gene Ontology annotation, cellular component: membrane.